Messenger RNA from Asterias rubens (European starfish), 2286 nucleotides. RefSeq names its product proton-coupled folate transporter-like. Gene Ontology annotation, cellular component: plasma membrane. Gene Ontology annotation, biological process: transmembrane transport. Lineage: Eukaryota; Metazoa; Echinodermata; Asteroidea; Forcipulatida; Asteriidae. The transcript is spliced from 7 exons. Bases 153 to 1595 code for a protein of 480 amino acids. Gene Ontology annotation, molecular function: transmembrane transporter activity. The record is from RefSeq and is a predicted model, not a curated record.
GCGGUGUAUACGACUAAGAUUUUAAGGUACAACAAAUUAUACCAAUAUAUUGUGACUGUAAGCAGAGACGAGCAGAGACCUGCAUUGAAGUGUCGAGACUUGAUGGUAUUUGUUCCACCUAGAACGGGUAGAGUGCUUCAUUGACUUAAAACAUGGACCAGGCAUCAAAUCCUUCAAGACGGUUCGCCACACCAUCACUAGCCGUUUAUAUCUACGCGUUUAUCGUGGGAGCUCAGCAAGGAGCGUUUGGUUCAGCAUCACUUCAAGCAAUUGAGUUUUUGGUCUCAUUUGAGCUGGGGUAUGAAGGCAAGAAUAAAACAUCGGGUGGGCCAUGCUCCGGCGAGCAAGCCAACACCACCGGGAGUGACGAGGCCAACGCGUUAAUUCAAGAACAGACAUCUUCUGUUGCCUUCGUUGGGGGCAUGCUAGGUGGCCUACCAGCGCUGUUAGUUGUUAUUGUGCUUUCGACGUGGAGUGAUGGCGCCCGUAGUUACAGACAGCUACGAUUUGUGGCCGUUUUACCAUGCAUUGGAAUGACCCUUUAUAUGGCCGUAUAUGUUGUCGUUUUGGCGUUAAGACUAUCGCCGUGGUUAACUCUUCUAGCAUCCACUUUUAUGGCGCUGGGAGGAGGGGUCUAUCUCCAAUUUGCGAUGAUGACAAAGUAUUUAAUUUAUGUAAAUGCGGAAAGAGAGCGAGCAGUGUACAUUAUUUAUCUGCAAAUUUUGAGCUUCUCUGCGCAGGGAUUUUCACAGCUUGGCACCGGAUAUUUAAUAGAGGGCGCUGGCUUAAUAACUCCUUUCGUCAUCCUCUUUUUCAUUUGUCUUGGAACUACUGUCUUUGUUGCUAUUUAUCCACCGAUAAUAGAGGCAAAGCCCACCACAGACGAUCAACCCAAACGAGGAGGCGUGCUCACAAUGUGUAGGGAUAUUCUGGCAGUGUUCAGGGAUCCUGAUACUGGAGAAUGCAACACCAUUCUUGCGUUGUACUGUGUAAGCCUUCUCAUUUACACGAUGUUGACCAUCUACUUCUUAAUCUUGGUGCAAAUCUAUGUGUUGGGAACGCCCUUCUGUUGGUCACCAUCUCUAAUUGGUUACUUUGGUGUAGCGAAACUAGUGUCAUGUGCCACAGGUCUGUUGGUUGGAGCCACGGUCCUGAAGAGAUAUUUUGACGACGACAUGAUAAUCCAGAUCGGCAUCUUGUCGAUGCUGCUCAGCACUGUUAUACCGAUCUAUGCUCGAACGGAUGCCGGAUUAUUUCUAAUUGUUCUUUUUGGCUGUUUUCGUAUUUUACCGGGUGCAGUCAUUACAGCCAGUGUGUCCAAACAUGCAAAGAAACAACAUUUCGGGAGCUUGUUUGGCGUGACUAUGGCCAUAGAAAGUCUGGCAUGUUCAUUAGCUCCCAUUAUAUUCGGCUCUAUCUACACAAUGACUGUUGCUGAUGAUCCGCAGUUUGUUUUUAAACUAAUGGCUGGCCUCGCGGUGAUACCAUCCACUCUCAUCAUGUGCAUACAAUGCUGGAAUAUGACUUCGGGUGUGGCCAACUACACAGAGUACAAAGAGGGCGCCCUACUAGCUAGCUCGGGUCUAAAGAAAUGAGGGCACCCGGCGUGGCGCUAGAGUCAUCACCGACAAAGUCGAGAAAUGUACAUGAACAUGUACCAGGAUUCAAGUUUCAGGGGCCUUUUGGGGCCCCUGGAUUUUCGGACUGCAAGGAGAUUUCAAGAUUGAUUUCAGAGCUAGAGAAGUGAAUCAGAGAAAAGGUUUUCCAAUAGGCAAGCAGGCACAAACAAAAGGAUAAUUUACAAACAUCAUGCGGCGACACCAUGUACAUUGUAGAUAACUCUCAUUUGAGUGAGCGACUGAUUUUAGAAUCAACAAAGAUGCUAUCAUCCACACCGACAUUUCUCAUCACUGUAAUCGGUGCUAAUGACGAGGGCAUGACGCCCAGAUAUUUCAUCUUCGAGAGGGCACAUCCGUUAUCAUGCGCCUUUAGGAAACUUUAGGGCACCAAUGCCAAAGAGGUCAUCCAUGGCAUUUAUUUCACGUUUAUCACUCAUAGCUUAUCUUGUGAACCCUCUAAAAUCAGACUCCACAGAAACAGUGUACAAAUGUACACUGUGUACAUGAAACCCAAUCAACUGUUUUGUAAUUUUUAACUUUCAAUUUUUUAUUCUUUUUAUCAAUCAAAUCCUCUUGGAUACGUCGAUAUUUAUUUCACAUUUUAUAACAAAGUAUGUACACAAAUUGUUAUUGUAGAGUAAAAGCAAAAAAUGUAAAAGAAAAAAAA